AUGGGCUGUCUUCCUUCUCGACACCAACUCAAUAAUUUCAAGGAGGAGCGCCGUCAGGCAAUGGUCGAACGAAGAAUGAGUCGUCGGCUGUCUGAAAAGAAUGGUAACGGAUACUUGUCUCCGCCUCAAACAAAUGAGGAAGAGAACUCCGGAAGGAGCACACCCAAUGCAGUUUGGACAGAGGAUGACACGUACAUACCUCGAUUCGAUUCGACACUGCCCAGACUCCGAUGA
Molecule: messenger RNA, 234 nt
Organism: Rhizoctonia solani
Lineage: Eukaryota; Fungi; Basidiomycota; Agaricomycetes; Cantharellales; Ceratobasidiaceae
Exons: 2
Coding region: 1-234 (77 amino acids)
Source: RefSeq, a predicted model, not a curated record